CUCAGAGCUGUGGCGCCGCGGUGUGCCAGCGCAGAACGGAGCCGCUGAUUGGAGACGCUGUAGCUGCUUUUAAUCCUGGCGAACAGAUCGCCACUGUUCGCAUUCUUUUCACCAGCAACUUCAUACGCACAGCUCGCCUCCUUAAAGGGCUUGCUUGAGUUUCCUUAGAAGCCUCGCUGUCAGGCGCACAGCCUUCAAAGACAAAUAUGAACGAAACAUAUAAAACGGGCUUGGAUUCGGUGCGGAAAUAAUUUUACUUAUCCGUUAUCUCCGGCAUCGUUUCGGUUUUGGUGAUAUGUGUUUUACAUGUUUGCGUGCAACAGUGAGGUAGCUCUUUUUGACAGCCUGUGAUGGGAAUUUGAUCUCCGGUACCUAUGCGAAGGAUCUGGGUCUGCGUGUUUUCGUAGAGUGGAUGCUGCGGCUGAAGGCGUCUUUCGAGCACAUGCGGCGCGGCGAGUUUUGGGAAUGCUCCUGAUGAAUCUUCGGAAGUGGAGGUCCGCGCGGCGCGGUUGGAUUAUUUCGCCGGAGAUGAUCCUGGUUCCGGUUCUCUGGUUCUUAUCCCAGGCACGUGCGGCGCCCUCUCUCACGGCAGAACAGUUGGACAUGGGGGUGGAUUGGCUGAGCAAGUUUGGGUACCUGCCACCCCCAGACCCUGUGACAGGCCAGCUGCAGACCAAGGAGGCCCUGACCAAAGCCAUCAGAGCCAUGCAGAAGUUUGGAGGCCUGGAGGAGACAGGAGUGCUAGACCAAGCGACCCUGGGCCUGAUGAAGACUCCGCGGUGCUCUCUCCCGGAUGUUUCUGAGUGGGAGUCGCCAGGGCGACGGAGACGGGCGCUGCUCUCCCAGGGCAAGUGGAACAAGCGACACCUGUCCUGGAGGGUGCGGACGUUCCCGAAGGAGUCGGCGGCGUUGGGGCGGGACACGGUGCGGGCGCUGAUGUACUAUGCCCUGAAGGUGUGGAGCGACAUCGCGCCCCUCAACUUCCACGAGGUGGCAGGCAGCGAGGCCGACAUCCAGAUCGACUUCACCAAGGCCGACCACAACGACGGCUACCCCUUCGACGGGCCGGGGGGCACCGUGGCACACGCCUUCUUCCCCGGAGACCGCUUCAUUGCCGGGGACACGCACUUCGACGACGAAGAGGCCUGGACCUUCAGAUCGCCGGACUCCCACGGCAUGGACCUGUUUGCGGUGGCGGUACACGAGUUCGGUCACGCCAUCGGCCUGGCUCACACCUCCGCCAUGGAGUCCAUAAUGCGGCCGUACUACCAGGGCCCGGUAGGAGACCCACUGAAGUACGAUCUCCCCUAUGAGGACAAGGUCCGGGUCUGGCAGCUUUACGGGGUUCGAGAUUCAGUGUCCCACACGCUUCGCCCCGAUGACGAGUCCCACACCGCUGAGCCCCCUGUCCUCCUGGACCUUCCCGAAAACAGGUCCACUGUCCCGCCAGCUCGUGAUGCUCCAGACAGAUGUAACAGUCACUUUGAUGCUGUGGCACAGAUACGCGGAGAGGCCUUCUUUUUCAAAGGGAAGUACUUCUGGCGGCUGACCCGCGAGAAGCACCUGGUAUCGCUUCGGCCGGCCCAAAUCCACCGCUUCUGGAGAGGACUGCCGGCCAACCUGGACAGCGUGGAUGCUGUGUACGAGAGGCCUGGAGACCACAAGAUCGUUUUCUUCAAAGGAGGAAAGUAUUGGGUAUUCAAGGACAACAACGUGGAGGAGGGCUACCCCCGGCCAAUCAGCGACUUUGGCCUGCCCAUGGAGGGCGUGGAUGCCGCCUUCGUCUGGCUGCACAACGACAAGACCUACUUCUUCAAGGACAGCCGGUACUGGCGCUACGACGACCACCUGCGGCGCAUGGAUACGGGGUACCCCAAAGACACCACGCUCUGGAAGGGGGUGCCGUCCCAGCUGGACGACGCCAUGAGGUGGUCUGACAGUUCCUCUUACUUCUUUAAGGGGACAGAGUACUGGCGGGUGGUGGGCAGUGAUAUGGAGGUGGAACUGGGCUACCCGCGGUCCAUAGGGAAGGACUGGCUGGUGUGCGUGGAGAUGCAGUCGGACUCGCCGGCCAUGGAGGCCAACGGCACAGACACGCGCUCGCGGGGCCAGCACCACGCCAACCACGCGGAGAACGGCUACGAGGUGUGCUCCUGCACCUCCGACUCGGCCACGCCGCUCUCGCUACGCCUCACCCUGUCUCCGCUCUGGCUGCUCGCCCCGAUCUGGACCGUCUCGCUCGCCCUCUCAGCACCGCUCUGAUUGGAGGAGAGGAGGGAGAGGGCGGGGCAUGAACUGACAGCCAGCGAAUCAAACAUCACGCCGCAUGCCAAGUGGAGAAGUGAUCUGGGCCUAUCUUCUCUGAUAAACUUUUCUUUUCAUCUUUAAACUGAUCGACCACAUGAAAGACUGCUACCCUUCAGAUAUAUGCUUUUUGUA
Molecule: messenger RNA, 2439 nt
Organism: Megalops cyprinoides (Indo-Pacific tarpon)
Lineage: Eukaryota; Metazoa; Chordata; Actinopteri; Elopiformes; Megalopidae
Gene: mmp17a
Product: matrix metallopeptidase 17a
Exons: 10
Coding region: 466-2262 (598 amino acids)
Biological process (GO): collagen catabolic process; proteolysis; extracellular matrix organization
Cellular component (GO): extracellular matrix
Molecular function (GO): metalloendopeptidase activity; zinc ion binding
Source: RefSeq, a predicted model, not a curated record